Molecule: messenger RNA, 4986 nt
Organism: Oikopleura dioica
Lineage: Eukaryota; Metazoa; Chordata; Appendicularia; Copelata; Oikopleuridae
Source: the annotation of a GenBank genome assembly
AUGUUUGGAAUAAUUUAUUUAUUGGGAGUGGCUCUUUGCACCGACCUCUGUCACAUCAAUGAAGAAAAGUUCGUUCGACUCUGGGAUGGCGAAGACUUUCUCCUUGCUGCGGAUAUCGAUACAAUCACCGCUUCGCCGCUCAACAACGACAUGGAGCACAGGCGUCUUGUCGAAGAAUGCCGCGGCAUCGUGGCGAUUGACUAUAUCUACUCGGAGAAAACUAUCGUCUGGGCUGAGUCAGAGACUGCUCCGCCAAGAAUAAACGUUUACCAAACUGCUAAAAAUGAGUUUUGGUACUUCGAUCUCCACGAGGGUUCCGAUAUUAAGUCCAUGGCUGUUGAUUGGGUGGCGAAGAAUGUUUACUGGUUCGACGAUACUGACGAGGCGAUCAAAGUCUGUAGUCUUUUCAGCUGCCAAGCACUCUCCGAUGAAGAGCCGAAAAAGAAGUCAUGUUCGUGUAAAACUCUCUUGCUAAAAAUCCAGAAUCAAAAGGCAUCUCGCGAUCUGGUAAUAGAUUCACAUGGAAGUCGCCUGUUCUUCAUCAAUGAAAACUCCCUGGAGUCGGUGAAUCUAGAUGGAACGAACAGACAAGUGCUAAUUAACUCCAGAGAUGUAGUGGGAAAUAAAAUCUCCGGCUUAGCUAUGUAUGAUAGAAACAACCUGAUUUACGGCUCUCCCGAGCUGAAAAUACAUAAGCUGAACCUCAUCACUGAUACUUCGCAAACAGCUGCCCUUCCUCUUUCGCAAACGAUGCUGUUUUCAUCGAAAAGAUUCCUCUCGCGCGAAAUGGUUGAGCAGACAGCUGAACGAGCUGGCUUGAGCUUUAUUCUUUCGUUGACGAGUCUCUCGUCCUCGCUUCAGGAUCCAUUGGCGAAUCCUUGUAAAGAUUCGCAAUGCUCUGAUCUCUGUCUACGCUCUCCAACAGGGUUUACUUGCUCUUGCUCGGCUGGCCUUGCUCUUUAUCCUAAUUCAACUACACUUUGCCGAGAACAUCCGGAAUCUUUCAUCAUACUGGCUAAGGAACAAGUUCUUCGGAGAAUAUCACUUGAUACCGAAGAGCACGAAUACAUGAAGUUGGUAGAAUACGGCGAUUCCUCUCGUUCUAUCACCGCAGUUUCAAUUGAUCCCUUGUUCGGGAAGAUAUAUUAUUCGACCGUCUACUCGGAUGAAGACGGAAAAAGCAUUGGAUCGACAAUCCAUAGUGUCAGAAUCGACGGUUCUAACCAGGUCGACUUGAUUUCGGACGGUCUUGCAGAAGUGGAAGGUUUAGCGCUGGACUCACAGAAUCAAUUGAUCUACUGGGCUGACAAAAUAAUGAUGCACAUCGAAGUGGCUGCAUUGACUUGCAGAUGCAACGUACGUGGUUGCUUGCACGAGCAUUGUCGCCGCAUCAUCGUAACAUCGAAGGACCACAAGCCAGACUUCCAGCCGCGCUCGAUCGUCGCUGCGCAUGGCUACAUCUUCUGGACAGACAUUGCUUCCUGCAAGAUCGUUCGCGCUCACGGCAGCGGUGGAUCCCAAGACGUGCUCAGAACGUACAACACUCGCACAUCGCAUGGUUGCCCGAAUAAAAUCAGCAUCUCGGAUGAUGGGAAUAAACUUUUUGUCAUCGUGCGAGACUUGAAAAUUCGUGUAGAAAGCUACAUCGAAGUUCUGCACAACAUAAUUCCCGAGCUUUCUCCUGGAGCAAAGAUUGAGUCUCAAUUAUUUAAAAGAUUUCCAGGGCGUGAUUUUGAGAGCAUCAAAGUCUUCAAAAACUCAGUUUUUGUAGUUGGACAGAGUGCGCCACUAACUGAAGUAAAUGCAGGCGGGCAAGAAAAAAGAUUCUACGGGACUGGGCACUUGAACAGUGAUGUGCUGGACAUACAAGAUCUGUCCGUAAAAAUCGGAAAAAAUGAGCAGAUCUGCGACUUUAUUCAAUUCGCGAAGCCGGGAAAUGGACGAAACUGCCAAUGUCCAGAUGGACUAUCCAAUACACUCGACACUUCUUCGGCAGGCUUGGGCAGAUCCUGCAAAGGUCCAGAGCUUGACCUGCUGUUUCUUCUAUUGGACGACAAUGAUAAUCGAUAUAAAUUCCACCAGCUCCCGAUUGGUGACGAGACAAGCAACGACCGAUCGACAGAAGUGCACGAGUUUGAGCAAAAUAAUCUUCGCGAGCCUUCUUUCGACUUUCACUACAAAACUGACCGAAUAUUUUUCUUCGCCAAGGAAAAAUUUACCACGCUUUACACAGCGCAGCGCAAGAAAACCGGCAAGUUUCGAAAACCAGUUCAGAUAACCAACGUUGGUCUCGAAGGAGCCGUCAAGCUUGCUGUCGAUUGGAUAGGAGAUAGCGUUUACUGGACGAAUAACAUCCUCCAUCGUGUGGAGCAAAUUGUCUUCGAUGGAAGCGUUCGACGCACGAUCGUGCAUGACUGCGACCAGCCUCAUGCAAUAGCUGUUGAUUCAUCUGCUGGUUACAUUUUUUACUCCGAUUUUUCUACCUCUGACGAUUUUGCCAGUCUCAGUCGUGUCGAUAUGUCUGGCGAGAACAAAGUAUCAGUUCUCGGGCCACACUCAGAUUACAGGCAGAUUCUUUCUAUCUCUCUCGACAUCAUCAAGCAGGAAAUGUACUUGCUCGACGAAAUGAAGAAUUCGAUUGUCAAAGUCCCCUACGACGGGACUACGGCGGAGAUUGUGUAUUCUUAUCAAGCCGAAACGCCGUCUAUCACUUCUAUUUCCUUCUAUCACAGCGUUAUUUACUGGUCUGAGUUGAAAGAUCGGAGCUCUUGUGAGCUAAAGUCUCUCCAGCUUCGCGAUUACAGCAACUCUAGAGCGAAAACUAUCGGCAAACUGAGUAGCAAACCCCUUGGACUCACUGUAGUAGCUCCUCAGGUCGGCUGGGGGCAAUGCAACAUACCAAGGCCGAGUAACUAUCCUCAGUACAAAGAGAGCAUUUGCAUUGCGAAGCCGACAGAAGACGAACACAUACACAAAUCUGAAAAUGUCUGCUCGACUCACUUUAGCCUUCAGUACGACAUUUGCAAGGCGCCAAAAGAGUUUCUGAUCUUUGCCCAGGAGCGAGAAAUUUCGCGUGUUCUUCUGAAACAUGCAAGUGAUACUACCGACCAGAUCAUUCCAAUUCACGGAAUCGGGAAGACCUUUUCAAUGGCAUGGGAUACUUAUGCUGGCAAGGGACGCUUUUAUUGGGUGGAUUCAGAUAAGGAUAACCAAAUCUUCUCAUCCAGAGGCGUCGGAGAUGCACCAGUCUUGUUCCUGCCUAAAGAGCGGUCAUAUGCGAAGAAUAUUGCUAUCCACGAAUUGAGUGGAAUGAUUUUCUGGACACUCGCCAGCAGAGACGAUCGGAACGAAGAAGCGACAAUUUGCUACGCCUUCCUGACUGAAGACGGCGAAGGAAAAGGCGGAAAGUGUUUGGACGAGUGGACGCGUUCUGAGCACCGAAGUAUGAUGAGCAACAUCUGGAACAACAUCCGCCCAGAUCUGAUCGUCAUCCACCAGCUGACGGGAACUAUCAUCUUCACCAACGACUGUAAAACUUCUGACGAGUCUUGCCAGCUCAUCUUCACGACCAAUAUUUUCGAAGUUUCUUCUGGCCGCAUAUCAGCUCCAACUCCAUGCGUCGUUUUUGAAGCGACGCCUCCUGUAACCGCUAUCGCUGUGUACAGCCCACCAGAAGAUCCUUACCUCGUAAAACUGUUCUGGUCCGACGAAUUCAAGAUUUAUCACAAGGAGUUUACCAUCCCCCGCCAUCGAGCGUCAAUCUGUCCUGAUCAAGGAGAGAGCAAAACUUUGAGUCUCAAUUGUGAUAUAGAAUCAAAAAUCAUCCCCAACGGAAUUGCAAUCGCCGAAGACGAGCUCUUCUGGGUCGACGGCUCCGCACUCAAACGGUCGAAAGUCGGCCAAGGACAGAGUUGCGCGCCAACUCAAACCGUCAUUGAUCGCGAACUCAAAAAUCUAACCGCCAUUGCAAUUGUUAGAAGCAACGAUCGCAUCAAUGACCUCCGCUACGAGUGCAUCCACAAAAACUGUUCUCAUUUUUGUGUUGCUGACUCGUCGCUGUCAUCAUCGGUCCAGUGCAAGUGCCCACCUGGAUUGGAACUGAUGCGGAAUGCCAAAGACUGCGAUAAAGGAAAAUGCGGAGAUAAAUUCACCUGCGGAGCGGGAUCAGGAACGAGUCCUGAUUGUAUUGAGCAGAUUUAUGUUUGCGAUGGAAACUCAGACUGCGUCGAUGGGAGUGAUGAAAGCCCAAAUCUUUGCAAUCGUUGUUUGGAAAACGAGUUUUCUUGUGGAAAUGGCGAGUGUAUUGAUAGUGAUAAACACUGCAAUGGAAUCCCAGAUUGCCAAGAUGGAAGUGAUGAACGCAUAUGUCCGAUUACAUGCGAGUUAAAUCAAAACCGGUGUUACGACGCUCUUAAAUGCUACGAUGUCUCGGAGAAAUGUAAUGGCGUGGAUGACUGCGAUGAUGGAAGCGAUGAGCAAGACUGCCCCGAGCCUAUUGACGCGACCGCGAAGAUUGUUAUUUACAUCGUCGCCUUCUUCGUCUUCUUCCUGACCAUAAUCAUCAUCAUCAUCGUGGUGCUUACAAGACCACGGCCAAUCACACAAGAGCAAAACAUUCAUUUACAAAUUAUUCAACCCCCACCGCCGUUGAGUCAUCGUUCGAGCAUGAUGCCUCCUCCUUAUCACUCGCAUGCGGACAGUGUCUACUCCGCCGAAUACGAAGUCAAUGUUCCGUUGAUGGCUCCACCGCCAAGUGUCAUUUCCUCGGGAGUGGCGGCUCCUCUACGGCUCCCUCUCUCUCACCGCCAGCGUCAGCAACAAUUCAGCCAUGAUACUCUUUCGGAGAGCAGUCGUGGCUCUGGAACGGGCGAUUCGAAUCCGCCCUCCUGCAAAGUAAAUAUAAGACGCCUCUCGCAAGAAACAGACCUGAUUGUUCCGGGUUCUUAUGCGCCUUGCUCAACCCCUAUUCCAACCUCUGAAGAAUGA